Colias croceus (clouded yellow) is the source of this 8705-nucleotide messenger RNA. Its product is annotated as transcriptional regulator ATRX homolog. Gene Ontology annotation, cellular component: nucleus. Bases 181 to 6561 code for a protein of 2126 amino acids. The transcript is spliced from 30 exons. The record is from RefSeq and is a predicted model, not a curated record. Gene Ontology annotation, molecular function: ATP-dependent chromatin remodeler activity; ATP hydrolysis activity; ATP binding. NCBI's taxonomy places the organism in Eukaryota, Metazoa, Arthropoda, Insecta, Lepidoptera, Pieridae.
GCGUUUUAUUCCGCUUCGGAGUUCGGGUUAAUUUUUUAACGUUGCGUUGUUACUAAUUAACUUAGUGAAAUUAAUGGAAUAUGGGCCAUCGAUGCAGCAUUUCUUUAUUUUAAGUAAUAUCUGAAGAAAUAGGGUGAAUCUGUUGUUAAUAAAGCGGUGAAAGCGGUUGUGGUUUGUGAAAUGGCGGAUUCCGCGCCCGUUAACGAAGUGUUAUGCGAAGCCGUGCAGUAUUUAUUAAAACUUGGAUCAAAUUUGCGACAACGUUCUGAAAUUUUAAAAGAGAAACGAAUAAGGAAAGACAAACUAAGAAAUACACAUGCCGUACAAAAGGCUACGAGUAAAGUUUUACUAUUAUGCGAAUUGGCCAAAAAAUCAAUAGUCAAUGUUGAGACUAGUGUCAAAGCCAUCCAGGACCGGAUUGAGAAUAUGCAGGCGCAUAAUAUUGGCGCGAAAUCUUCAAGUUCUGAAAAUAUUUCUGUUUAUGAAUAUUUUACGUACAACUCCAAGAGACUGAAAUGUCGUAAUAAAAUUAAUAUUAAACAUUAUUCGUCAGCUAAUGUUUGUGUGUCAAAAAUGCCCACUGCUAUUCAAGAUAAAUAUCCUGUGUUUUAUGACUGCAAAUUAUUUCGAUUGAGAUUAAAAUCUGACAAAAUUGCCCGUAAUAAUCUAAAUAAACGAAAUGAUAGUGAAAAUAAUAAAAAAACUGAAAAUACGGAACCUGAAGUAAGGGCAUCCAGUGAAGAAGAUGAAAGUAAUUCUGCAAAUGUUAAUAUUAAUACACAACUAGACAGUGACAAUGAUGAGACUGACUCCAGAAGUAGAACAAAAGCAUCAGUUGAAAGAAAGUAUUACAAAAAAAGUAAGUCUUCAAAGAAAAAAAACCUAGACCAUAUUGCCCAGGAACAACUAAAUGUUGAUGACAAUCAUGAAUCCAAUAAUCUCAAUAAACAAAAUGACAGUCAAAAUAUAAAAAAAACUGAAAACGUCGGAGUUGAAGUUAAUGAAUAUUUUGAAGAAAGUGUAACUGAUUCUGCAAAUGUUAAUAUUAAUACACAAGUAGACAGUGACAAUGAUGACACUGACUCCAGAAGUAAAACAAAAACAUCAGUUAAAAGAAAGGAUGAAAAGAAAAGUAAUAUUUUAAAUAAAAACAUUGAUAAGACUGUCUCCGAUCCUGAACUUAACCCAAAUAAAAAUGCUAUUCUGGACAAAGACCCUGAUGAAAGUCAAAAUAAUGGUUGCCACAAUAAAUAUGACUCCAAUGAAGAAAAUAUCCCUAUUGAAAAAGGAGAUAAUAACAUUUCUAGCACAGAUAAAUGUCCCAGAGAAAAGUCUAAGAGCAUUGAAAAAGUUGAUGAUAUUAACCAAGUAAAAUCUAAAGAGUCCAGUGGCAAAUAUAAAAAGGGUGAAAGGAAUAAUGAGAGUGAAUGCAAACCAAUGGAUAAUAAAAAGAUUGAAAAUGUCUCAGUUCAAGAAAUUAACAAAUAUAGUGAAUCCAAAUUAGAAAAUGUAGAGGAAAAUCCUAACAAAAUUACUUCUGUUGAAACCAAUGAUGUGAGUGGGAAUAAUAUUGAAGUCUCAGAAAUAAAAGACAAUAAUUCCCAUAAAGAUUCUUUUAUAGAAAAUACAAAUUCAAGGAGUUAUGAAAGUGACAGAAGUGUGGACUCUGAUAUAUCUAAAAAAUCCUUUAUAAAAUGUGUCAAUAUUAAUAAGUUGCUAAAACCAGAUAUAAUACUUUCUCCUGACAAUGUUGCAAGUGAUAAGGUUAGCAAAACAAAAUGUUAUUCAGGAAAAACGAAAGUAAAGUCUUCACACAAGAUUAAGAAAAUGAAAUAUUUAAAACACAAAUUUAAACCAAAAAAAUUUUCUAUAAAUAUAGUAAGACUGCCAAAAUUAGAUAAAAAAUUUCUUAAAAAACAUAAUUUAAAAAAGAUUCUACAAUUCAAUCCAGUUCAAUGUCAUAUUUAUUUAGACUCAGAUUCUGCAUCUAAUGAUUGUAAUAGUAAAACAGAGUCAAGAACUUACAGUAAGAAAUUUAAGAAAUCUAAGGACAAUGGAUCAAUGGAUAAACUGGAUUCUGAUAGGGAAUUUGGAGAAUCCUUAAAUGAUUCUUGUGCAGAAAAGUUGUCUACAAAUAAGGAUGGGAAUUCAGAAGAAUCUAACAAAAAUAAAGACCAAGACAAAGAUAUUGAUACUAUAAAGAAUUCUUUACUAAAUGGGUCAGACUCAGAGAGUACAGAUGAUGAAAUAAGGCAAGUGAAUGAAAAAGUAAAAAAUUCACUCCUUUACGAUUCUGAUUCUGACAAUAAUUCAAAAGUCACACAGAGAUGUAAUGAAAAUAGCAAUGAAGCUGAAAAAAUGUUGGAUAAAAACAGUGAUAACAUUUUAGAGUCAAAAAAUGAUAAAAACUCUUCAAAGAAUAAUGAAGAAUCAGACAGUGAUAUAGAUUCUACACAAAUAAAUACCAAUAAGAGAAGAAAUUCUCCAAGAGUUCUAAUAACACCUGAUAGAGAUAUUGCUAACAAUAGUGAUGAUGCUGGUUUACCACAAUCAGAUAGAACUCCAAAGAAUAAAAGAAAACGAAAAAGUGGUAGCACACCACCCUCAACUCGUAAGAAAAUUAUGGAGAGUAUGCGUGCUAAGAGGAUGUUACUUAGAUAUUCCUCUAGUUCCGAUACAGAUGAUGAACAAUUGAGGAAUGUUAACAAGGAAAGUAAAGAGGAAUUGCUUAAAAACAAAUCUAGUUCUGAUGAUGAUUCCAGAAAUAAUAAAAGCAAAUCACUUUCAUCAGAUAGGUCAUUAAAGUUGAGGAAAAAAACUGAGGAUGAAAAAAGGAAAAUAAAGAAAAAUGAACAGUUGAUGACUGAUGAUGAAUCUUCUAACUCUAUAAGACAACAAGAAGACAGUAAUAAUUCCACAUCUACCAAGAUGGGCCGUUCUAAAGAUAAAUUGGACAGCAGCAGUCACCUUUCACAUAAUGAAGACUCAGAUAAAGACAUUAAAGGGUUAACAAACCUUAGGACGUUGAAAAAGUCGUAUCGUCGACGGCGCGCGGCGUCGGAUCGUCGCAGGCUCAGGACGCAAACUGCCAACAUGCCGAAAGCACCGAUCAUCGGCGCGGAGGUGCUGCUCCAAGCGGAGUCCAGCUCUGAUGCGGCGUCUGUAGCUUCUAAUGAUGGGGAAGUUGAGGAUUUACCGAGAGUUCCCGUUACGGGGUUCAAUGGAGAUGGUAUGGUGGACCAUUUGGCUAAAGACGACUUAUUAGGCGACAGUGACUCCUCAAAUUCACAAAAUCAAACUCAGAAUUCGCAGGAUGACAAAGAAGGCGAAUCGGAGGACGAGGAUGUAAAAUUAAAGAGGCGCAAAGCGAAUGCCAUUUCGUCGGACUCAGAGGCGGGCUCCUCGAGACGAAAGGACAAGCGGCUCAGUGACUUUGAGGACUCGGAAGAUGACGGCUUGGAAUCAGUCAAGAAGAGUAAAAGGAAGAAAAAGAAUAGCGAUAGUGAUGCGUCCGCUGGCUCUGGGGAUGAAGGUAAAAAGAAAAGGCGUCGAAUUAAAAACGUAGAUGACAGUGAGGGCUCUGGAUCUGAGACUGAAAAUGAAGGACGGAAUAAGCACGGGAGAAAGAAUAUACGAAAGGUUAUGGGUAAAAAUCAACUAGAAGAAGCUACAAAGAAGGCAGCUCGUGAGGAGAAGGAAAGGAUUGCUAGAAUUGCUGAAAGACAAAAAUUGUAUAAUAACUUGCAAUUUGAUGAAUCCGGUAAACCGGAUGAAGUUGUAUUGGACAAAGUUGUGCUGGACUUUGAUCCAGAAACAAAAGAGCCUCUCAUUGAGGUUGACAAGGGAUUGGUUAAGAAAUUGAAACCACAUCAGGCUAAUGGUAUUAAAUUUAUGUGGGAUGCUUGUUUCGAAAGCGUCAAACGGAUUAAAAAGGACAAGGGUUCCGGUUGUAUUUUGGCGCAUUGUAUGGGUCUCGGAAAGACGUUACAGGUUGUGUCUCUAACACACACAUUGUUGACUCACAGCGAUUUGACGAGUGUGAAUAGAGUGUUGGUUGUGUGUCCGCUAUCUACUGUAUUGAAUUGGGUGAACGAGUUCAAUAUGUGGCUCAAACAUGCUGAAACUGAUUAUGAAGUUGAUGUUUAUGAACUGUCUAGGUUCAAGCAGAACUCGGACAGAGCGUUCCAACUGCAACAGUGGUUCCAACAUGGCGGCGUGUGCGUGCUCGGAUACGAGAUGUUCCGUAAUCUAUCGUCCGACAACACUAAGAAGUUCAAGAAGAAGAUGCUAAAGAGUUUCCAGGAGAGUUUGGUUGAUCCAGGUCCGGAUCUGGUGGUGUGUGACGAAGGGCAUUUGUUGAAGAAUGAAAAAACAAGCUUAUCGCAAGCUAUGAACAAAGUGAAGACGUUGCGUCGCAUCGUGCUCACGGGUACACCGCUACAGAAUAAUUUGAAAGAAUAUUAUUGCAUGGUACAAUUCGUGAAGCCGAAUCUUCUGGGAAAAUACAAUGAGUACUUGAACAGAUUCGUGAAUCCCAUUACGAAUGGGCAAUACACGGAUUCCACUGAACAUGACAUAAGGAUCAUGAAACGCAGGUCGCACGUGUUGCACAAGAUGUUGGAUGGUGCUGUGCAGAGGCGAGAUUACGGUGUGCUCGCGCCUUUCCUUCCACCAAAACACGAAUACGUGCUGUUUAUUACCCUUGCUGAAGUGCAAACAAAGCUCUACCAACACUAUUUAGAUAAUUAUUCGAGAAGACCUCUUGCGGGGAAAUCGUCUGGUUUCCUGUUCCCGGACUUCCAGUCUUUGCAGCGAAUAUGGACGCACCCGCUCGUACUCAAAUAUAACUCGGAGCGAUACGAAAUUAUGCAACAGAAAAAGAGGGAAAGAGAGGAAGAAGAUUCUGAAGGUUCAUUGAAAGAUUUCAUUGAUGAUGAGUCCACUUCAGAGGAGUCGUCUUCGGAGGAAUCAACAGAUGAGUCUUCCUAUUUGAGCGAUGACAGCCGAAAGAAGAAUAAAAAGAAGAAAUCGCCUAAGAAGAGUAAAGCUCGGUCUACGCGGAGAGGAACGCGUGCAAACCCUGUGGAAGCAGAAGAUGACGACAUACAAGAAGUGGUCGAGGUAAAGAACGAGAACCCCACAGAAUGGUGGAUGCCGCUCGUCUCCGAAGAAGAACUGGAUGAUAUGAGGAACUCGCACAAGCUGAUCCUGCUGUUUGACAUCCUGCGGCAGUGUGAAGCGAUUGGGGAUAAAUUGUUGGUGUUUUCGCAAUCUCUAUACUCGUUGGAUCUGAUAGAGCAUUUCCUGGGAAAAGUGGACGAAGCUACACAAGAGGCGAGAGUAGACGAGAAACUGGGAGGACAUGUUGGUUCAUGGUCACCUGGCAUAGACUACUUCAGAUUGGAUGGUUCAACAUCUUGUGAGAAUAGAUCUAUAUGGUGCAAAAACUUCAACAGAGAAGACAAUCCAAGGGCCAGAUUAUUCCUUAUAUCAACGCGAGCGGGUGGUCUCGGUAUAAACUUGGUGGCUGCGAAUCGUGUGGUUAUAUUCGACGUGUCUUGGAACCCCUCUCAUGAUGUUCAGAGUAUUUUCCGUGUGUACCGUUUCGGACAGAAGAAACCCUGCUAUAUUUACCGGUUUUUGGCUAUGGGUACCAUGGAGGAGAAAAUCUACGAGCGGCAAGUGACAAAACAAGCAAUAUCCAAACGUGUGAUCGACGAACAGCAAAUAGACAGACAUUAUGCAGAAAAUGAUUUAGCCGAGUUGUACAAGUUUGAGCCGACGCCACCGCAACCGAGGCCCAUACCGCCGUUGCCGAAAGAUAGAUUGUUCGCCGAAAUGCUGAAGGAACAUGAACAAUGUAUAUACAAAUACCACGAGCACGAUUCGCUGCUCGAGAACAAGGAAGAGGAAACACUCACGGAGGAAGAGAGGAAAGCGGCGUGGGAGGACUUUGAAAAUGAAAAGACGAGACCACCAGUUGUUCCCUUCACCUCACCGUAUGCUAUGCCUAAUGGAAUGAUGUCCAAUUACCUGGCCGCGCAGCAACAAUCCCUAGCGUACGCGUUAGCCGCGAUACGCAAAGAGUCGCCGAACAUAACUGAUAACCAAUUGAGAGAUCUUAUGCCGCUCUUGUACAAUACUAAUCCACAGAUGUUCGGUGGAUAUGAUUAUAGUUUAAUGCAGAAAAUGAGUGAAAUGUACAAAUAUCAACCCGGUAUGAUGAAUCCAGGACUAAUGAACUCAGUUAUGAAUCCAGCGAGCGGCGGUGCGGGUGGCGGGGGCAUGGGCAUGGGCGGCACGAGCGGGCUGCAGUACGAGCCGCCCUGGCAGCGCCAGCAGCAGAUGCGCCUGCAGCAGCUCAUGCAGCAGCAGAACCCGAUGGCGGCCAAGUACUACGCGGGCGGGCUCGGCAGCCGCGACCCGGUGGCGAUGGCGCUGCAGCACCAGCGCGCGCGCGAGAUGAUGCUCGGCGAGCGCUCGGGCAGACCGCGCGGCCGCCCGCCGCUCGCCGCGAGACCCAAGCCCAGCGAUGACGUCGUCAACUUGGAUUCUGACUAAACAGUGAAACUAUGAAAUAAGUGUACAGUGAAUGAUAUUAAGGUGCUAAGCAGCAAUGUGAAGAUGUCGUAGCGAUUACAACCGGAAUAACGACGGACAAACCAUGGGCGUAUUCAAUGUAGCCUUCAGCUUGCGCUACACCACAUAUCAUGAAUCUCAUAUGGUAUUACCACAAAACAAUUUAAACACAGUCUAACUUUAAACCAGGGAUCUGUCACUUUAAUAGUUGUCUCUGUGAAAUACGACAAAACCAGAUUAAAGCGAACCCGAGCUUAAAGUUAAACUCUGUCUAAAGUUUUUUGUGGUAACGUUUAGCCAAUUUUUCGUACAAUAUUUUCACUAGAGCAACUCACAAGAGUGUGUUACAGUUGUAUGAUUUUUUCAUCUUGGAACCUAAUUGUAAAUUAAAUAUUUAAGUUUUAUUCAAUCAGGUAUAACUUAUAUGAUUAUUAUAUUCAUUGUGUGCAAUUUUCAAAUUAUAUGUGUUUUAUGCACUUUUUAAAUUUAAAUACUAUUCUCCUAUGGAACAAAUUUGUUUGAAAGGCAAUGAAACAUGAAUAGUGAAUACUAUUAACUCACAUAUCAAAAAGAAUCUCUGAGGCCCUAAUGGAAGUCUAUAUUUGCAUGUACAUUCUUAUUUUCACAAGAACUGUAUGACUUAAAAAUAAAACUAAUUUUUAUGAGAAACAUACCACAUAUACUAUUUCGAAAUUCGAUUAUUCAAAAGCAAAUAUUCAAUGUACAUAUUGGUAGAAAUGUCAGCAUUUUUAGAUUAUAAUACAUCUUUAUGUGGUAAUAGGUAUUUUUUAUGUUUUGCUGUCGCAGUGAUUUCUUUUUUUUUUUGGUGUUAAUGUUUGUGCAGAUAUUUGUCUGAUUUGACGACAAAAAGUAAUUGGACUAAGCAUAGAGAAAUAACGACCUUUAUUAAUUUUAAAUUGACAUGAAAUUAAACUAUCUAUUUAACUUUGAAAUAAUUUAAAUGUGAGAAUUUUUUUAAGAAAUAACUAUUUGCUAUCCUUGACUUCAGAUAAACAUUUGAAUUUUAUUAUGACUUAUAUCUGCACAGAUAAACUGGUAAAAAAAUCAGUGGCUUGGAGUUUGGACUGGUAUAAGAGUUAACACAUAUUUAUUAGUUUUAUUAUACAAAAGUAUUAAAGCUUUUCAAAGUGACAUGACAAACCAUUUUUAUACAUAUAGGUGUUGAAUUUGAUUCAUUUUUUUGCAUUUAGUAUUUAACUUUUUGAUUAUAACAGAAAUAUAGAGUAAAAAAUAAUGUCAGCCUACUAAUAAUUGUAUAUUCGGUACAGGAAGAUAGCGUUAAGGCAUAAUGAUAGUAGUUGUCUUCUGUUUUGGUUUAAGUGAGCCAACUGUGCAAUGUAAUAGUUGACUUUCAACGCAAAAUCUAUGUGCUUCAUUCAUCUAUUGUAUCUAGAUAUAAAACAACAAGCAGGGGCUUAGAAACUAAAUUUUAUCUGGUCUUUUUAUGAUAAAUUAUUUUUGGAUAAUUUGUAAGCUGAUUAAUACAUAAUUCAUUCCAUUACCAAUUGAUUUUUAUCGGGAGAUUACAAAUUAUUGUCAACAAACGGUCUAUCAUUGUGAGUAGGUUUUACUGAUUGUGAUUUUGUGAGAACUAUUUAUUUGGCUCGAGUAAUGGGCAGUUUAGUUGUGAUAUCACUUUUUCUUACAAUUUUGUAUACGUUUAUGUUAAUGAGUCACUCUUGUGACUUUAAGAUUUUGAAAACUAAAAUAGUUACAUAUUCUAGAGUAAUUGAUUGUAUUUACCUGUGUGAUGGAUAAUUUUAAGUGUUUUAAUUAUUUUUUUUUUUUUUUAUACUAAAACAUUACAUUCUGAAUGUUGUUUUUAUUUCAUAUAAGUUACAUAAUAUGCUAGAAUUUAUUCUUAUGUUUAUUUAUAAGUUAUAUACAUUUUUUUUUUAUAAAUGAGCAGUAUUUGAGUUAGACAUUAAGUAAUUUACUGGUAAUUUUACUUAAGUGAUUAUUAAAGGCAAACUUAAAUUUCGCACACAUGUGAAGACCUAAGUUUUCACUAUAUAAUAUGUAAUAUAUAAUAUAAUGGUAACUGUAGAAAACUUCCUAUUAUUUUGUAGUAAAAUUGAAGUAUAAUAAAUAAUUUUAAAUGUGAA